UUGCCCAGCCCCAUCAAAGCCAUGGCGCUGUCGGUGACAGAGUUCUUGGACUCUUCUGGCGGUUUGCUGAUCUCGCUGCUGGUGCUGCUUGCAGUGGAAGUGGCAAGUCGUUCGGGACAGGUGCACUUAGCAGCCGCAGCUGCUGCUAUCCCCACCGGACUGCCGCUGGCAUUGCUUAUCGUGGCUUCAAAAUCCAAGAAUGCGGAGGUCUUAGUUGACUUCAGCGAUGCAGUGCUGCGUGGGACAUGUAGUACCUUGAUUUUUGCCCUGGCCAUGGCAUUUGCUGCGCGCAAACACUGGACAGUGCCACAGAUGCUCCUGAUUUCUUAUGCGGCCUGGUUCGCUGCAGCCCGGCCUUCGGUUGUUGAAGGCUUGGCCUUGAGCUCCUGCCGCAGCCUUCGCAAAAUCGUGGAUCGCCAGUCGCGCUGGCGACCGCGGGAGCUGCAGUUCGAGCAGAUGGAGGAAGAACAGCGACGUUCUGCAGCUCGCGUCACAGAGUUGCUGCAACCUGGCUUUGGGAAUCAGUUGCCCAACUUACAACACCUGGAGGGUUCGGUUUUCUCUUUGCUGCUGCGCGCUCGUCAGCAUAGCUUCCCGGCCGAUCAAUCGAAAGGCGCGGCUUCCCCGGACGUCGCUGGCGUCGCUGGCAUCGCUGGCGUCGCGCCGGCGCUGGAAGCUGUGGAUGGCAUCGGUGCGCGGCUCCAAGUCCUCCAUUUGGUGGAUCUCUAUGCCGCCGAUCUGCUGGGGCUACUCCCAAGUGGCACGGAAGGAGCCAUGAGUUCUUCCGCACCCUCCUGUCCCAAGCUUCAAAAGUUGUUCUUGCUCAACCUGCCGUCAGCCCAUCCUGGGCUCACAGCCAAAGUCAUCUGCAAGUUCUUGCCACAAGCGCCGGAGCUCAAAGAACUGCAGUUGGACUUCCAAUACUUUGAUCCCGCUUUGUGGGACCUUGAAGCGCUAGAAGCCCUCAUCGCCAGAGUUCAAGCUGAACCCUCCAAAGUGAGCAAACUGAUUCUGGACUGGUGCCGCCUGGGCGACGCUGGGGUCAAAUGCGUUUGCACUGCCCUGGCGCGUCACGUGCGUGCCAACGCCGGCGUGAAGGAGUUGUCCUUAGCCCACUGCGAACUGAAAGACCUGAGCCACGUCUGCGAGAUGUUGGAGACGCCCCAGCUGGCCCUGACCAGCUUGGAUUUGUCGGCCAACAGCUUUGGGGACGAUGAAGGGGUUAAGUUGGCAAAGUCACUUCCAUUCUCCAGCAUCAAGGAGCUACGGCUGCGCGACUCGCAGGUCUCUGAGCGCAUGCCGGUGAAGACCAAAUGGACACAGAGUUCAGCUCUAUGGUUGUCUGGAGCACUGUCAAAAUUGGGAGGUUCUCAGGCGGAUCGUGCUAUCGUGGUGAGUCUGGGGAUGUCCGGGGUCGGAGUGCACCAACGGAGGUCCCAGGUCUUGCGACAAGAAACCAUGCGACGUCGGGUCAUUUUUGGUCAACUUCGAGCUGAAACAGAGAAGGAUCCAAACCAAGUGGUCAAGCUGCUCUGCUCCAAAUUCUCGCAGCUCAUCGAUCGAGUCGCGCAGGCUGAAGAUGCCUUCGAAACCGCUUCAAAGAGAGCGGAUCAGAUGAGGCAGAAAGUCCAAGAAUCAGCAGAUAGGCACCAGGCCACAACCUCGCAGAUGCAAAGCUCUCUCCGCACCCAAUUGGCAGAGGCGGAAGCUGCACAACUCCGGCUCAAAGAAGCCAGGGCCAACGCAGACUUCGCGGCCGGGGAGGUUUUGCGAGCCAAAGAGGCAGCGCACAGCCUCAACGAGGACUGUGAACGCUUGAGCUCGCAAUGCAGAGAGGAGCAACGUACUUUGGAGGAGACGUCCUCGCGCAUGCAGCAGGAGGAGCAAAGCAGUGCCACGUGUGAGCGCGAACGGCAGCGCCUGCGGGCGGAGCUGGAGGCGCUGGUCCAAAAGCUGGCCGUGCAGGAGGAGGAACUGGCGGCAGAUUACCAGCGGGACCGACAACGCCGGGGCGAUACACGGCAACUGGAGCUGCGAGUCCAAGAUGCAGGCCGGCAACGGGUGAGUGCAGAGAAGCGACUUCAGAGCGUUCAGGAGGAGCUGGGCACUACUCAGAAGCAGGUGCUCCACUUCAAGGAGCGAUUGGAGCUGGCAACACAGAAACUGCAGCUGGGCCAUGAGGAGCUGCAGGAAUUGCUUCGAAGCCAGGAAGAAGCACAACAAGAAAAGCUGCGAGUGCAGGAGGAGGACGAGUUGAAAUCCAGCCAGCAUGGGCACUUCCGGGCACUUAAAAAAAACACCUGUUGA
Molecule: messenger RNA, 2307 nt
Organism: Cladocopium goreaui
Lineage: Eukaryota; Dinophyceae; Suessiales; Symbiodiniaceae
Source: the annotation of a GenBank genome assembly